AUGAAUGGGCUAAGCUUUGGAGAACUGUGCUGCCUGUUUUGUUGCCCCCCGUUACCGGGCCGAAUAGCUGCCAAACUUGCCUUCCUACCGCCCGAACCGACCUACAACCUAACCCCGAUCGAUGAGUCCAAAGCGAAGUACUUGCUCAGCUUCAACGAGCGUGCCGAGUGGCCGUACUCGGAGCGCGAAAAGGAAAACGUGGAAGGCUUCUUCACGCGCACCUCCCGCGGCAACAAACUGUCCUGCAUCUACGUCAAGUGUACACCGACCGCCAAGUACACGCUACUGUUUUCCCACGGCAAUGCGGUCGAUCUUGGGCAGAUGAGUAGCUUCUACCUGGGGCUGGGAUUGCGCAUCAACUGUAACAUCUUCAGCUACGACUAUUCCGGGUACGGUAUGAGCGGCGGCAAGCCGUCGGAGAAGAACCUGUACGCGGACAUUGAUGCGGCGUGGCAUUCGCUGCGCACCCGGUUCGGUGUAAGCCCGGAAAAUAUUAUACUGUACGGUCAGAGCAUUGGCACGGUGCCGACGGUGGAUCUGGCCGCGCGGUACGAAGUUGGGGCUGUGAUUCUGCACUCUCCCCUGAUGUCGGGGAUGAGGGUGGCCUUUCCAAACACGAAGCGCACCUGGUUUUUCGAUGUGUUUCCCAGUAUCGAUAAGGUGUCGAAGAUAUCAUCACCGGUGCUGGUGAUACACGGCACGGAGGAUGAGGUUAUAGAUUUUUCCCACGGUUUAAGCAUUUACGAGAAGUGCCCGAAAGCCGUAGAGCCGCUGUGGGUUGAGGGAGCUGGACACAAUGACGUGGAGCUGUACAAUCAGUAUCUGGAUCGACUCAAGAAGUUUAUCGCGGUAGAGCUGGGCAACUGACAAUUAAAGAAUGCCUCCUCCGGUCAGCUUUCCUCUACUUCGUCGGCCGGAGCGGCAGUACCCCCGAAAAGCCCGCAACGUCCAGCGCAAAAAUCGACGGGCAAGCGUACCACAGCCGACGAACCAUCGGCCACCAACACAUCCAGCACGAGCGGCACCACGGCAGCAGCAGCAGCAGGAGCAUCAACGGCGGCCGCCGCCGGAACCUCGUCGCGCAGUGGUAGCGAAAAACUUUUAUAGCACUC
Anopheles stephensi (Asian malaria mosquito) is the source of this 1112-nucleotide messenger RNA. RefSeq names its product alpha/beta hydrolase domain-containing protein 17B-like. The transcript is spliced from 4 exons. Bases 1 to 867 code for a protein of 288 amino acids. Gene Ontology annotation, biological process: protein depalmitoylation. Gene Ontology annotation, molecular function: palmitoyl-(protein) hydrolase activity. Gene Ontology annotation, cellular component: endosome membrane; plasma membrane. The record is from RefSeq and is a predicted model, not a curated record. NCBI's taxonomy places the organism in Eukaryota, Metazoa, Arthropoda, Insecta, Diptera, Culicidae.